UUCAACUACUGCACAUUAGCACUUCCGGCAGGCAUAAUAAAGAUCUCAUUGCUUUCAUGGUUUAUUCCGCUAAGAAAACCUCCAAAAGUCCAAAUUCUCAACAUUAUUCUCCAGAUUUCAGGCCAGAAGCCUUGCCAGAGAAUGCCUGAUACUUGCAGUGCCGUCGGCUGCAAGAAUCGACGGCAGAGGAAGCGCGCUACGACCGACGGAGUGGAGCUGCAUUUCUACCGGAUUCCGUGGGGUCGCACACCGCAGAAGAUCGAGAAACGACGGCUGUGGAUGCAGGCCAUAUGCCGGAAGAAAUUGCCUGAACACGCUCGGAUCUGUAGUGCACAUUUCGUAUCAGGUGCAGCUUCAGAUGAUCCUAAGGAUCCGGAUUACGUCCCAAGUCUUUUUUCCUACAACAGCAACAUCCGUCACCUGCCGCAAACAUGUACGCACAUGGACAAGUGCUGCGUUCCUAACUGCUGCAACGAUUCCCGUUACAACCAAACCCAGAGUCUGUCGUUCCAUCCGUUUCCCAAGAGUCUUGAACUUAAGCACCGAUGGGUCCAAAAAAUCACAGUGAAAUUCGGCAAGGAUUUGCAGGUAACCAAAGACACCAGGAUUUGCUCAAGGCAUUUUCGAAAGUCCGACAUCGUCACCGACGAGAGCGGGAUGAGAGUUGUGAAGCCUCGAGUCUUGCCGUCCAAGUUCCAGCUCUCCAGGGCGUACUCGUUAAUGACUGCUUUGGGAUCUGACGUCGCUGAUAGCAGUCUUACUGAAGGCACGGUCCAAGACACAACUGGUCCCAGCGUCCACAAGCAGGAGGCACCAGAUGAGCAAGAAUCGGCCAACAUACCAGCACAGACUUCAACAUGCGGUCUUUGGUCAUCCGACAAUGAAACCCAAGACGUUCAGACCCAGCUUCAUCUUGCCAGUGACAGGAUUAAUGCUCUGGAGUCACAGUGCAAAACGCUGAUCAGCAAACUGUUCUUCCUGGAGAGGUUUUCCAGCGACUCGGAGUGCAUCGAGUACUACACCGGCUUUGCCGAUUACGAGACACUGAAGGCCGUUUACAUGGCCCUAGAUCCCCUGAGUAAAAGCAAUUCCUUACGAUGGACCGAGGUACGGAGAUAUUGUAAUCUAACGAUGGGGACAACUGGAGAUCUCGGAAUGCCGUUAAAACUUAUCGAUCAGUUCUUCAUGUUUCUGUGCUACGUGAAGCAAGGCUUCCACGAACAGGAUCUUGCCGUUAGGUUCAACCUGUCGGUCAAGUCCGUCACCUAUAUUCUGUUGGUGUGGAUCAACUACCUGUUCAUCUCAUUGCGCAAGUUCCAAAUCUGGCCUAGCAGGAAGGCCGUGGAUGCGACCAUGCCCGCGUGCUUCAGGACGACGUAUCCAAGCACCCGGGUAAUCCUGGACUGCACAGAUGUCACGGUUCAAAUGCCUGGAACGGAGAUUCCAGGACGCGACAGUUCGGACGUCAUCCUCACCUUCAAGGGCCUGCUUGGCAUUAGCCCCAACGGAGCCGUCAUAUUUGUGAGCAACUUGUACGAUGGUUGUAUCUCAAACUACCAAAUCACUAAGUCAUCUAGAAUCUUAAACCUGAUUGUGGACCCUUGUACCGUCCUGGCACGCGAAAGCUUCCAGAUCCCAGACGUCCCUAGUACCUACAAGUCUCCCAUCGUAGUCCCCUCAUUUUGGUCGCGUAACGGAGAAACGCACCCGACGCAGGAAAUGAGGGAGUUGAAACAGCACAUAGAGCGAGCGCUUGCCCACGUCCAGGAUUACCGCGUCUUCCGAACCAUUAUUCCCAGGAGCUUGGCGGAGUCGGCCAAUGAAAUGUGGAUGGUAUGCGCACUUCUGGCUAACUUCAAGACAAGUCUCUAUCCUGACUCAUCCGGCAUACGUACAUUGUAGGUUGAACGAAGACUUUGAUUGAAAAUGUUACUGGCCCACAAUAUAAGAUCCAGUACAUAUAUGACACUAAUUCAGUGACUUCAAAAGCUGACCUUGUUUUCAGAGGAAACAAAAAAUCGAACUACCCCGCUUCCCCUCACCUAAUUCAUCAUCUCCACUUUUCCUGAAAUGUAAAAAUUUGAUGAAACGCUCUACGGGGGAAAAACCCUAAAACAAAACCAAAAAAUACACCCUCUGAUAUGCCGUCUAAUUUCCAACUAUUUCAGGCAUUGAUUUCUUGAUUUUUGUUGUUGUUUUGGGGGGGGUUUUCACCCAUUAUCCAAGGAAGAUAGCAUAUACAUGUAAUAGUGAAUGUCUAUUUUAAUGAAUUGAAAUGGUACCAUUAACACAUAGAAUAUUAAUAUAUACAGGUCACAAAAGGGAAAGAAUGUUGCAACCUGACGCUGCUUUUUUCUUCAUAAAUUAUCUCAGUGAAGGACGGUCAUUGCAAAAAUGAUGAUAAGACAUGAAUCUUGGACUGAGAAACAUUUCCAAUUAUGUUAGGAAAUUCUGAAGUGGCGUCAGGUUGACACAUUCUUUCCCACAACAGUUUAUUUAUUGCUAAAGACCUUUUGAUAAACUUUGAAAUACAUACGUGUGUAAACAUUUUAGAUGACUAAGUGAGAAAAUGUAUAGAUUUCAACAUUUUUUCAGACUUGUGCGAAAUGAACAUCUCUUCUUCUGGUACAGUUGUUCAUUUGAGGUUUCAAUUUGGUUUUAGUAAUUUAUGUUACGUGUAUUUAUGCAUGAAAAACUUUUUGAUGAGUUACUACAAAAUGCUGCAACAUGUUUUAUUAGAUUUUGAAGCAUCGCUAGAUUAUGGUGCUUGAAAUAGGGGAAUGUGACACAGUAUUAAGCAGGAACAAUUAUUUGAUUGCAGAGCAGAACAGUGUUCAAUAUUUUGUGUUUUGGGAAAGAGUUGUUGAAAAAGUCAAAGGUAAAAUCAGUGGUGUCCUUGGAAUUAAAGAUCCUUAUGAAAUGUUACUCGUUUUUAUCUUCAAUGGACUGUUUCCACCUUACGAAUGUUUGUAAGUAUGCAUUGUUUCUGUACACCCAGUCAUGUGCAAUUUAGAGAAUAAAGAUGUACAAUAUUUCAUGAAAUAAAAUUUAAAAAUCUUGAAAA
Messenger RNA from Patiria miniata (bat star), 3064 nucleotides. RefSeq lists its product as uncharacterized. The record is from RefSeq and is a predicted model, not a curated record. Lineage: Eukaryota; Metazoa; Echinodermata; Asteroidea; Valvatida; Asterinidae. The coding region runs from base 142 to 1902 and encodes 586 amino acids. The transcript has 4 exons.